Messenger RNA from Pelodiscus sinensis (Chinese soft-shelled turtle), 6234 nucleotides. The record is from RefSeq and is a predicted model, not a curated record. NCBI's taxonomy places the organism in Eukaryota, Metazoa, Chordata, Testudines, Trionychidae.
CAGGGAGAGCGGGGGAAGCCGCCUAGAAGGUGACCUGAAAAUCAAGAGUCUGGACUCGCCAUUUGAUGAUGUGUUUUCCCUCAGACGUGCCGCUGCGGGGCUCCUGUCGCUAAAGGACGGAGCCCAGCCAAUGCCGAGCGCCUCCAAAGGGCGCACCAGCGCGCUGACCCCUUCAGGUUGCAGGGGGUGAGACUUGGGCUCAGCCUGAUCCCUGGCGCAACCGCCGUUUGGUGCUCCCCUGGAUCAAACAGUCGGGGUCAGCUCGGCACAUAUGGGGUGCGGCCUGUGAUCCUAGCGCUACGCUGCUCUGGUUUGAGAGGUGGCCUCUGUUUCUGUGCUGCCUGCUCCUGUUUAGUUGCCAGCAUGUGGUGGUGUUGCUGGAGCCUAAUGCAUCAUACAUACAGCCCAAUCAUAGGAAGUGAUAUUAUGGCACAGGCUCAAGGCUUGGGGAAGAGAUAUCUUAAAGCCUUUUUUAAAGGCUUCUUUGUUGCUGUUCCCGUGACAGUGACUUUUCUAGACAGAGUGGCCUGUGUAGCAAGAGUGGAAGGAGCAUCAAUGCAGCCUUCCUUGAAUCCAGGGGGAAGACAAGUAUCUGAUGUAGUGCUCUUAAACCAUUGGAGUAUUAGGAACUAUGAAGUGCAACGUGGAGACAUUGUGUCAUUAGUGAACAAAUUAUUGGCAUUUUAAGACAGAACAAUAAUUUUGAUGUUGCAAAAACUCGGACAGCUAUAAUGAGAGAAGUGUGGUAGUGCCAUGCAAACAAAAAGUAUAUUGCCAGCAAGCAAAAGGUAAUAGCAUCCUGUAUGCCCAGAAGGCCUUCUGUGAUAUUUGUGUCUGCUUAUGAUCCACUUUACCCUCAGAACAGUCUAUUUUUAAAUUGGUGCUGGGUCUGACUUUAUUAAAGAAAUGUUGUUGAAACAUAUUUAAAUGUAUGAUUGUGUAUGCUGUAGUCUUCGGUGCUUUAGGACACUGGCACCUAAUUUUUUUUCCCUACUGCAGAUUUUUGUUAGUUUGCAGUUUUCCUGAAUUCAAAGACUUAUCUGAUUAAUAUUAAAAUUAGGGUUACCAUAUUUGAAUUUUCAAAAAAGAGGACACCCUUGAGAGGGAGUGUAUAUGUAUCAGUGUCUACCAGUUCAUGUUCAAAUCAUAGUUUCAUCAUUUUAACUGUUCAGUGGUCAGAUAAUCCCAGAAUUUCUGAAUAAAAAUAGGAAGAGCUACAUAUAACCAGAAAAUCAAAUCGUUUAAUUUGUUGAAACUAUAUUUUUGUGUUCACCCUUACUAGCAAUAUGAUUUUUAUAAUAUUUAGUAAAUGUAGAUUACAUGUAGAAAACUAUCACCUCACAGGCAUAAUAUGCAGACACUUGAGAAAGAAAGAGCUUAAGAAUUGUUGGUCACAGUAUAUGUGUAUUUAUUGUAACAAGUAAAAGUAAACGUUCUAUAAAUCUAGAAAGUUAUAAGCAUAAUAAUUUUUAUAGUCCUCUUAUGGCUUUCAAGCUCUGUAUUAUUGCAUGAUUUUUUAUUGUUGUAUUGAUUAACUGUAUGCCAGAAUUUUUAAUAAAUAGACAUUACCACCUUAAAUCUCAUUCUUUGGACAAGGAGGUGAUACAGAAAAUUCAAAAUUUGAGGACACUUCCAGGAGAAAAGGACAAGAUUGCCAGAAGAGCAGGGUGAUCCAUGGAUGAACGUGGCCAUGAGAACAAGGCAGAAGAAGAAAUUAGCUAGUGCUAAUUGAGGUCAUGAAAUUGAGUUCAGUAACAUAUUUGCUACACUGGGAAAUGUGAAGGCGAUACUGGCAGAAGAUGGAGUGAUGAGAGAGAAAAAUAGGCACACUAGUCCUUGCAGAAGAGAAGAUGAGUUGAUGGAGGUAGCUGGAAACCAGAGGCUACAGAAAAAUGAGAGACUGAACAGGGCACUGUGAGAGAGAACAUAUCACAGAUUCAUUCUAACAUCAAGAAGAAACAUAUCUAUGUGACUUGAGUCUCUGUGCUCAGAAGAAUAGACAGGACUGUCACCAGAUCCAGAGAAGAAAAGUGUGUGCUGUUUUCUAGGAGCAGAGAUGAACCAACAUGUGUUGAAGUCAGAUAUGGUAAUGAUGUGUAUUAAGGAUCUCAUAGAAGAAUUGGUUUUAGGAGGCAAAUUUGGUUCAAGUAAUCAUGAGCUAAUUCCAUUCAAACUAAAUUGAAGAAUAAAAAAAAAAUCUGCAACUUCAGUAACUGAUUUUAGAAGGAUAAACUUAAAAACAUUAAGGGAAUUAAUUAAUUAAGUGGACUGGAAUGAAGAAACUCAAGAUCUGAAUGUGGAGGAGGCCUGGAAUGACUUUGUCAAAGUUGCAAAACUCUCUGAAGCCUGCAUCCCAAGCAAGGGGCAAAAAUUCAUAGGGAAGGGUUGCAGACCAAGCUGGAUGAGCAAGUGCAGGGCAUCCCUGAUAUACGUCCAAGAUACAUUCAAACAACAUGGAUGUAUAGUAUAAGGAUGUAAAGUGGGGGAUUUUUUCCAGUGGGUAACUUCCUCUUGUGUGAAUUGGUCUUUUAUUAAUUUUUCUUGUUGUUUUUGUUUUUGCCUGACAGAACAGCGGGGAAGGGGAGGACUUAGAACAGUUCCCACAACUGUCAACGAUGCUACUGUGGAAUCAUUGUAUACUGGGGCAAAUUAUAGUAAGGAUGCCCUGUAUCUCAAAUAGAUAACUAAGAGAAAGCAGAAAGCCUAAAAGGAAUGGAUGAUGGGAUGCAUCAGCCAGGAAAGUUAUCUCUUAGAGGUCAAAAAAGAAAACAAGCAAAGAGGAAAUGGGACCAUUAAGCACUGAGGAUGAGAUGGAGAUUAAAGAUAAUUCUAGGCAUGGCCUAACAGCUAAACAAAUACUUGGCUUCUGUUUUAAUAAGGGUAAUGAUAAGUUUAGGAGUAAUAGUUGGAUAGUUAAUGGUAAUGAGGAAUUGAAAGUAGAAAUUACCACAUCCAUGUGGAAGUCAAACUCAUACAUCUUAAUGGUAUUAAAAUCAGUGGGGCCAGAUAGUCUCUAUCCAGCAAUAUUAAAGGAACUGGCAUAUGAAAUUGCAAGUCCAAUAACAGUGAUUUUUAAUGAAUCUGUAAAAUCAGCUGGCACACACUGAGUGGAGAAUUGCUAAUAUAGUACCUAUUUUUAAGAAAGGUAAAAAAAAAAUGUAAUCUAGAAAACUACAGGCCUGCUAAUUUUACCUCAAUUAUAUGCAAUGCCUUGGAACAAAUUUUGAAAGAGAAACUAAUUAAGGACAUAGAGGUAAAUGGUAGUAGGGAUAAAAUACAGUAUGGUUUUACAAAAGGUAGAUUGUGCUAAAAACCCUAAUCUCUGUCUUUGAGAAGAUCACUGAUUUUUUAGACAAAGGAAAUGCAGUAGAUCUAAUCUAACUGGAUAUUAGUAAAGCAUUUGUUACAGUUCAUUAGUUAACUUAGAGAAGAUGGGAAUUGACAGGAGAAUUGAAAGGUGUGCAGGGAACAGGUUAAAAAGAAAUGUUGUACUGAAAGAUAAACUGUCAGGCUGGAGUGAGAUUACUGAUAGUCCUCAGAGUUUGGUCUUGAGGCCAAUUUUAUUUAAAAUUUUUAUUAAUGACCUUCCCACAAAAUGUGUGUGCUAAUAAAAUUUGCCAAUGACGCAAAGUGGAGAGAUAUUGCCACAAUAAAGGAUGACUAGAAUAUUAUACACAAAGAUAUGAAUAACCUUGAAAACUGGAGUAAUAGAAGUUGGAUGAAAUUUAAUAGUGCAGAGUGCAAAGUUAUGUAGUUGGGAACUGACAAUAAGAAUUUUGCUAUAAACUAGGUACUUAUCAGUUGGAAGCAACAGAGGAGGAGAAAGACUUGAGUAUUUUUGUUGAUCAGAGGAUGGUUUCGUUGCCAGUGUAAUAUGGCCAUGCGAAAGGCUAAUGCAUUCCUACACAGCAUCAGACAACAUAUUUCUAGUAUAGAAAGGGAAGUAUUAGUAUCAUUAUAUAAAGUGUGAUCUCAUCUGGAAUACUGUGUGUGGUUCUAGUCUCCCAUGUUUAAGAUAGAUUAAUUCAGACUAGAACAGGAGUAGAGAGGUCAUUACAGAAGUGGGUGGGUGAGGGCCUCUAUCUUACAGUGUGCAAAAGGUCAGACUAGAGAAUCACAAAUGGUCUCUUCUUACCUUCAAGUCUGAGGUGGGAAAUAACUACUGCUGAAAAGGAACAACUAAUUGUGCUGCAUAUUGAGAUGAAUGACACUGCUACAUUGCCACGGGAAUGGAUCAAAGAUGACUGCACUUUCCUUGGUAAGAUGCUUAAAGAAGUGAAUAUUUCUAAUCACUGGAGAAGAAGGGUGAAGAUUUAAAAAAAAAAAAAAAACCCAGGUACCUCAAGAAUUGGUGCUAUAGGGCUGGUUUUAGAAUGACUGACCAAUGGGAUUCAUUGGCUGGAAGAAGACUCUUCUUGACUGGUGGAUUCCAUGCGAGCACUAGGGUAUUAACCCUCUGAGAUCUGAGGCUGGAAUAAUUGGUAAGUGCUUUAAACUAAGAGUUAAGGGAGAAGGUUGGAUGACACUUAUGAAAUCUCCAUGCCUGGUUUCAAUACACGGAAGGGGGAAAAUCAGCAAAAUAUAAGGAUACUAAGUUUUAUAAUGGACUGACACAAAAUAAGGGAAUCGACAGUAAGGAGGAAAAAAUAGACAUUGAUUGGAGUGGGUAGGUGCUACAGGAAAGGAAAGGGCUAUAUUUAAUCAGGUUAGAAAACUGGGUGAGGUCCGAGGAAAACAACUGAAAUGUUUGUACAUGAAUGCAAGAAAUCUGGUCAGUAAAAUGGAGGAACUAAAAUUAUUGGUAUAGGAAAUUAUAUGUAUUAUAUAAACACGACAGAAUAACACUUAUGACUGCGAUACAGAUAAUGAAGGGUACAUGCUUACGAGAGGUAGGAAUGAAGGUAAAAGUGGUGGGAUACUGCUAUAUAUCAAUGAAGUAACUUAUAAAGAAAUAAGAAGUAAUAGAAUGGACAAAAUAGAAUCUAUUUGGGUCAAAAUUACUUUUGGACACAGACUAUAAAAGAAACUUUAUUAGAAAUUUGAUACAGACUGUCAACAUUUGAAAUAUCUUUUAAUAUUAUUAGAGAGAAAAGUAUUAUUAGGACUUGUGUCAUAAUGCGAUAUUUUCCCAGAUAAGAGAGGAAAAUAUGUGCUACUAAUACUUGUAGAGCACCAUUAUUUCUGGGUAUGAUAGAAGACAUUUUUCUUCACAUUGCAUUAGACCAAAAAAGGGGUGAUGCAAUUUUAGAAUUGCAUUUUGGUAAGUAGUGAGAAACAUUAUAUAUAAACUGGAAUUAGGAAAUAGCCAUAGAUUGAGUGAUCGUAAAUGGAUUUUUUAAAUGAAUUGGAAGGUAAUCAAAAUCAGGUUAUCAACUGUGGUUUUUAUUUCAAAAUGGCAGUCUUGGGGAAGUUAAGGGAAUUAGUUAAAAAAAUCAUCUGGUCUGAAGACCUUACGGACUUUGAUUGGCAUUUCUUCAAAUCCACUAUAUAAAUACCACUGAAGUUUGCAGCCCAAAUAGAGGGAAAAACAUACAGGGAAAGUUUCCAGAUCCAGUUAAAUGAAUAACCAUCUCAAAAAGUUUAUUUGGAGUAAAUAGAGAGUCUAUGGGGAAUGGAAAAAAGAACUGGUCAGCAAAGAAGGCUACAUCAUGGAGGUUAGAACAUGUAAUAGUAAAGUGACAAUUAUAAAAGUUACGCUGAAUUAGCUCUUUCCAAGCAAAUGAAAACACAUUAUAAAAAGGUUUUUUAGUUAUAUAAAUAAAAAGAUAAUAGAGAGUGAUGAAUUUGGAUCCCAUGUAGAUGGGAAAGAGAGUAGAGAUAAUCUAGAUAUGACCUAAAACCUACAUGAAUAAUUUGCCAUGGUUUGCAAUAAGAAUAUGGAAUGUGCACACGAAGGUAGUAGAGCUGAUGGAAAUAAAUAAGUGGAAAUUACCACACUGAGGUGAAAGAAAUCUUAGAGAUUACUGUGCUCAAAUCAGGAGACCAGAUAAUUUCCAUGCCAGAAUACUGACGGGUAAAAUAGCUAGUCUGGUGGUACAUUUUUUUUAAAUAAAUCUGUUUAUUUUGUGGUAAUACCCUGUGUGUGGAGAAUAGCUAAUACUGUACCUUGAUUUAACAAAUGCAGGGAAGGAGGGACUGGUCUGGGCAAUUAUAUACCUAUUUGUGUGACUUUAGCAGCAUGGAAAGCUUUAGAAUAAAUUGUGAAUGAUAUGUGUGGUAAAGGAAUGUAAUACU